This is a messenger RNA of Westerdykella ornata, 4732 nucleotides long. RefSeq names its product transcription elongation factor-like protein spt6. Gene Ontology annotation, cellular component: transcription elongation factor complex. Gene Ontology annotation, molecular function: nucleosome binding; DNA binding; histone binding. Gene Ontology annotation, biological process: transcription elongation-coupled chromatin remodeling; transcription elongation by RNA polymerase II; nucleosome organization. Bases 173 to 4429 code for a protein of 1418 amino acids. Lineage: Eukaryota; Fungi; Ascomycota; Dothideomycetes; Pleosporales; Sporormiaceae. The record is from RefSeq and is a predicted model, not a curated record. The transcript is spliced from 4 exons.
CAGAGACUGAAGUCCAAAUACUCUCUCACUCGCCGCUCUCACCCAAUCGCUUUUCCUCGCUGCUGCCUGUGCCGACCUUCCGAGAGGUAUCGUCCUCUUCCCGAAUACUUUUGCGUGAAGCCGACUAUCGACGCCCGUAUAGCAGCACUCGUCCUCCUUUGUCAAAGUUGCAAUGGCGGAACAAUUCAUUGACACGACAGCCGAGCUCGCGAGCGAGGAAGAAGAUGAGGAUUUUGAUGAGGAAACAGGAGAGGUUCGCCCACGGCCAAAGCCCGCUGCCAAUUUUGAGGACUCCAGCGAAGAGGAGGAGGAAGACGACGAGGAACGUCUGCGGCAGGAAGGAGCCGGGUUCAUCGCCGACGAUUCCGACGAAGAUGAAGUUGAUGAAGACCGUGCCGCGCGGAAGAGGAGAAAGAAACGCAAGAAGCGCGAGGAGAUCGAGGAGCUUGACGAAGAGGAUUUGGACCUGAUUGGGGCCGAUUACGAACCUCGAGAGCAGACCCAGAGCAAAUUCAAGCGCCUGAAACGGGGCCACAAGGAGCGCGGCCCAUCACGCGGCAUCGACGAUAUCUUCGCUGAUGACGAAGAAUUGGAAGACGAUGAAUAUGGCCGACGGCCUGGCGGUAUCGAGAACGAGUUUGCCGAUUUCAUUGAGGAGGAUCGGUUCGAGGAUGAGAUCGCAGACGAUCGCGAAGUUGGACAGCCCGGCAUAAACCUUAUAACCAGCGGUCUUCAGGCUGCGGGUCUCGAUGAAGGAGCUGAAGAAGACUACCGAGCGGCGUUCGGCGACGGCACUGAGUAUGACUGGGCGAUUGAGCUUCAAGAGCGCCAAGACUACGAGGAACAGGGCGAAGGUCGUGAGCUGCAGCUCAAGGACGUGUUCGAGCCUUCACAGCUCGCUGAGCGCAUGCUUACGGACGAGGACAUUGUCAUCAGGGAAACAGAUGUGCCCGAGCGUCUUCAGCUUGCGCGUAAACCUUUCAAGCCGCUGGAGAUCACUGACGAGGCUAUGGCGGCGCGGCUGACUGAGGAGGCAACGUGGAUCGCCAAACUCCUCUGGCCCAAAAAGCCCCUUCCUGGUUAUUAUGAGAAACCGUUCCGGAAAGCAGUCCGCAAGGUACUCGAGUUCCUCAAUCUGGAAGACUAUGAAGUACCCUUCAUAUUCAAUCAUAGGAAGGAUUAUCUCAUCCAUGCACCCACCGAUCAGCUUGAUGAUAUGGAUGGAGACGCUCCGCCGGAUGCCAGACCUGAACGACUUCUCAAUCAAAGCGAACUUUGGGAGGUAUUUGAGCUGGAUCUCAAGUUCAGGGCUUUCUCGGAGAAGCGGGAUGCUUUGCAGAUGACUUAUGAGAAUCUGAAGAGUCUCGGGGAACACAUUCGCGAUCCAGUUAUUGAGGAUCUCAUUGGCAAAGCCGUCACCAUCGAAGAAGUGCAGGAGCUCCAGGAUUAUCUUCACUUCCAGUGGUCGUCCGAAAUGAGGGACCUGCGCCUCGCAGAAUCGGAAAAUUUCGGUACCCAAAAGCGAGCUAAUAGUGCAAGGUCAUUUUUCGACAGGAUAAGGGGAACUGCCGCUUACAGCUUUGUCCACGCUAUUGGCGUGAAACCAGACGACUUAGCGCGACGCGCCGAAGCUGGCACACGCGAUUUCGAAAUUGAGGAUCCUUCGCAAAGUCCCGAGGACCUGGCUGAAUCGCUGGUCCAAGAGCCGCAUUAUUCAAGUGGUGCUCAGGUACUCAGGGAUGCGAAGGCCACCUACAUACAAGAGCUUCUGACAAGUCCGAGGUUGCGUAGAUAUGUUAGAGCAAACUUUUACCAGUACGCCCUUAUUGACUGCAUCCGGACAGAUAAGGGACUGCGGAAAAUCACCGAGGAUCACCCCUACUAUGAGUUCAAAUAUCUUCGUCGUCAAUCAUUUCUGGAUUUGCAUGGACGACCGGAUCUCUUUCUGAAGAUGCUCAAAGCCGAGGAGGAAGGACUGAUACACGUCAAAAUUCGCAUGGAUGGCUACGACAGUUUCAAGCGGAAACUACAAACGUAUAUUGUGAAUGACAGUGUCAGCGAAAUUGCGGACGCUUGGAAUUCACUCCGAAAAGAGAUGCUUGACACCGCCUUAGACAAGAUGCAGGCGGCAAUUGCGACUGGAGUCAAAGAGACGCUGCGCGCACGAUGUGAAGAUGAGCUUGCCAGUCGUGCAAGGGAGAACUACGCGAACAAGUUGGACCAGGCUCCAUUCAAGCCUCGAGGCGCCCUUCCCGGUUCAACACCCAACGUUAUCGCCAUCUCCAAUGGAAAGGGCGCGCGGGGCGAUGCUAUCUGCUGGGCCUAUGUCGAAAACGAUGGUCGUGUGCUGGAAAACGAUAAACUGACCGACUUUCGACUUGGUAACCCGGACCGCAAUAUCCCACCUGGCAAAGACGUCGAGAAGUUUGUUGAAGUCCUUCGCCGCCGCAAACCGGAUGUGAUAGGAAUAAGUGGCUUCUCGGUCGAAACUCGGAAACUUUACAAAGACUUGCAGGAAGUCAUCAAGGAAUACGAUAUCCAGGGCAAUACGUAUGACGACGAUGAUGGCAACGAGAAAAGCGACCCGCUCGAGGUGGUGAUGGUCAAUGAUGAAGUUGCGCGCCUGUACUACAAUAACCCGCGUGCGGUCAAGGAGUUUCCCAAGCUGCCGCCACUUACCCGGUAUUGUGUGGCGCUCGCCCGCUACCUCCAGAACCCUCUGGCCGAAUACGCUUCGCUGGGCAAGGAUAUCAUCUCCAUUCCGUUCGUCGCUAACCAAACACUCAUACCUCAAGAGAAACUUCUAGAUAGGCUGGAGAACGCCAUGGUGGACAUGGUUAACCUUGUCGGCAUAGACCUUAGGGAGGCUUAUGACGAUCCCUAUCUUUCCAGGUUACUGCCGUACGUUUGUGGCUUGGGUCCACGAAAGGCUGACAAGCUAGUCAAGGCCAUACAAGCAAACGGAGACGAGAUCUUGUCUCGCUUCGAUCUCGUCGGCCUUACGAUCGCAGAAGGUGAUCGCCGGGAACUCAAAGCGGCCAUGGGUCCUAAGGUCUUUCAAAACGCGGCAAGCUUCCUCUAUCUCGAGUUCAACUUGCACGAGGAGACGUCUGAUUACCUGGACAACACCCGUGUUCACCCGGAAGACUAUGAUCUUGCACGCAAGAUGGUUGCCGAUGCGUUGAACUUGGACGAGGAAGAUAUCAAGGCAGAAGUUGACGAUGGCGGUCCGAGCGCAGUUGUUCGACGAAUGAUCCGUGAUGACCAGACGGACCAGAUCAAUGAGCUGAUCCUCGAAGAUUACGCUUCAGAGAUCGAGAAGAAGCUGGGCAACCGCAAGCGUGCCACGUUGGAAACCAUCCGUGCUGAACUUCUUGAGCCCUAUGAAGAGAUUCGCCAGUCAUUUGCGAACCUCUCGGCGGACGAAAUCUUCACGAUGCUGACUGGUGAAACCAAGGACUCGUUAUAUGAGGGCAUGGUCGUUCCGGUGCAGAUCAAACGGACCUUUUCGGACCAUAUCGAAUGCAAGCUUGAGUGUGGCAUCGAAGGAGUGGUGGAUGAUACACAGUUCCCAGCAGGUGUAGGCCUCAAUGGACAGGAGCCACGCCAUGUGUUCCACCUCCAUCAGACCGUACGAGCUCGGAUUGUAUAUCUCAACCGCAAAGCACUCACGGCCCAAUUGUCUUUGAACGAGGAAAUCAUCCGGAAACCUCCUCCGCGAGCUUUUGAGAGGAUACCUGGCGAAUGGGAUGAGCAACAGGAAGCCGAAGACAAGAAAAGCGCGGAGCGUGAGAAGGAAGUUGCUGCAGGUCGUCCGAUGCGUGUCGUUAGCCAUCCUCUCUUCUAUCAGUUCAGCGCUCAACAAGCCGAGGAGUUUCUCGGCAGCAAAGAGCCGGGCGACGUUGUUAUCCGGCCUUCCUCCAAGGGUCUCGACCAUCUUGCUGUCACCUGGAAGGUCGGAGACAACUCAUAUCAGCACAUAGACGUGCUAGAGUUGGACAAGCCUAACCCAUACUCUCUUGGCAAGCAACUUCGUGUCGGGAAGUACACAUACUCCGAUCUUGACGAGUUGAUUGUCAGCCACGUGGAGGCCAUGGCGAGGAAGGUCACUGAACUGACUAAAGACGAACGGUUUCUACAUCAAGGCAAGGAGUACGCUGAUAACUGGCUCAACCAAUACUGUGCCGCCAACCCAGGUCGCUUCAUGUACGCCUUCUGCGCCAUGCCGAAAUACCCUGGUUGGUUCUGGCUCUGCUACCAGGCAGGUGACAAGGGUCCUAAGGGUGCUUGGCCUAUAAAGAUCAUCCCGAACGCGUUUGAGCUUGAGAAGAAUCCUUACCCUGACAUCACUUCUUUGAAGAACGGAUUCAAGAUGAUGUUCGCUGCGAAGUUCCCCGCAGCCGGGGGCAGGCCGCCGUUCAGGCGUUGACUGGAUAUCCCACAGGACUCGGGAUCGGAGAGAGGAGGAGUUUGGUGGUUGGGAAUGGUUGGAUUUGGCUUCGAAAGUGUAUUGAUAUCUGUCGGUUCUUAGUGGCAUUUGGAUGAUAUUCAUCCAAAAAGAGUUGGGGUCAGAAUGGGUCUAGGGUUAGUGUCCCUUUGGGGCUUUUUCGCGAUUGAGAUUGAGCGGUGCAAACGAGGCUGGUAUGGGUUGGAAGGUACCCGUAAUGCCUACAUAUAUAGAUGUAAUGCGUGCGGUUCAAUCACCGAAACGGAAUGAAAAGCUUACUGGCAG